Messenger RNA from Kwoniella shivajii, 1710 nucleotides. RefSeq lists its product as uncharacterized. The coding region runs from base 1 to 1710 and encodes 569 amino acids. Lineage: Eukaryota; Fungi; Basidiomycota; Tremellomycetes; Tremellales; Cryptococcaceae. The record is from RefSeq and is a predicted model, not a curated record. The transcript is spliced from 13 exons. Gene Ontology annotation, cellular component: endoplasmic reticulum; membrane. Gene Ontology annotation, biological process: GPI anchor biosynthetic process.
AUGACAGUCUCUUAUAUCGCUUGCUUACUUUUCUCCCUUCAUCUUAUGGCUGGUACAGCAAACGCCGUCAGAGGAACGAGUCCACGAAAUAUGACGGUGAAGGUAUUCUGGCCGACAAGCGGAAUCACUCAGAAUGAAGGGACUAUUGUCGGCUGGCUACUGAGAGAUACUCUGGUCGUCAUUGGGAUCAUUGAUAAAUGGCUUACUGAGAAGUACGACUAUGAUGAAAGUACCUCGGUUUCCUUACGUCUUCAGAACUUGGGGUAUGCUCAACCAGUCGAUACUUCCGAACAAGCUAAAAUUGACGAAGGAUCAUUCUGGUUAAACUCUUCAUACCUACCUGUCAGAUCCUCUCAGAUGAUCGAAUUGGUAUUGUAUACACCACCUGAUCAUCAUCGACUCCGAUUCUUGCGUUCCUCCUCGGGCUCCCAACCGAAAAGUAACAUAAGUUUAGCGAUACAGGAUGGAUAUACCUCCAGCACACAGAGAUCCAGGCAUUUAGAUGGCAUAGAAAAUGUCAUAGAUUUGAUCAAUAAGUCUAAAAGCGCUCAAAAGGGAUUACACUCGGUAUCAUGCCAUCUUGGUCAGCCAAAAGAUAUUACAGUAAAGAAGACUGCUUCCAAUCAGUCUAGUAGGAUAGUUGUCAGUUCUCUCGCUGUCUUACUCGUGCCAUUAGAGUGUAGCGCACAGGCCCUCGUCAAUCUGCUCGCCUACCCAACCCCGAUUGAUUCACUUCGCUCCUACAGCUCAACAUUUGAUCAGGUUCAUCUUCGACUCUCACAGUUGUUAGAAGGACCUGAACGGUUCAAGAGUACCCGAGAGGUCACUGGAAUCGAAAUCAGAUCAGAACGGUAUAUACGGUUCUGGAACACAGUAUGGCUUGUUUUCAACGAUCUGAUUCUGGGAUACACUGCAAGGCAACUCAUCCUUCUCUAUGCUCCAUAUGCAAGAAACGAUGUGGUGCCCAUCAUCACAAGGCACUCAAUCGACUUACCUAUACUUGCUCUGAAAUGGUUGAAUGAUUGGCCAGUGGGAUUGAAGUUGAACACUCCCCUGAGUCAGUUCUUCUGUACGGGACUAGGAUGGAUGAUAGAAAAAUGGGGAGAUCUCCUGAUUCCAUUCUUACGUAGCUUCCUACCAACGUUCAUCCAAAUAUUCGCACUUGUCUCUCUUGGUGGAUUCACUCUUACUUUAUCACUGCUUGAUGAUACACUAUCGAUCCUCACCAGUCAUUUCUACCUGUGUCAUGUGUUAAUGAAGUACAUCUUCAACUGGCAACUACAGUCUUUGAGCGGAUUGUGGAACUUGUUCAGAGGCAAAAGAUGGAACGUACUCAGAAAAAGGACUGAUUCAUAUGAUUAUGAUGUUGAUCAAUUAUUCCUUGGAACUUUGUUAUUUACCGUAUCGGCGUUUCUUUUUCCGACAGUAUUAACGUAUUUCGCUUUAUUCGCGAUGUCACGUAUAGUCAUUCUUGGAUUACAUAAGAUGAUUUCAACCGGAACAACGGCCCUCAACGCUUUCCCUCUGUUCGAGUUGAUGUUACGUUUAAAAGAGCCUUCUCGAUUACCAUCUGGAGUGUGUUUCAAAAUCCGCCGUUUGCAGGAUGUUAGAACAGAAGGUGGACUAGAAGGCAACGUAAGGAUCGCAUAUGCCAUGGAGAUCAAGAACUCUCCUAAAUCGCUAGCAGAAAUCAUGUUUCCCUCUGCGUGA